Cetraspora pellucida is the source of this 239-nucleotide messenger RNA. The record is from the annotation of a GenBank genome assembly. Lineage: Eukaryota; Fungi; Glomeromycota; Glomeromycetes; Diversisporales; Gigasporaceae.
CAACUAUAUAUUUUGGCUAUGCUCAAAAAGAAGAUUGUAAAUGUACAUACUCAGAAAGUCAAAUACCAAAAAGAAUAAGUGAAGUGAGAUCUCAAAUAAAUUGGUAUUCAUAUGAAGAAAACACCAAGAUUAACCUUGAUAUUAAUAAAUAUAAAGCAAAUAUAAAAAUUGAACACUUAAUAGCUUAUGAGCAUUCUACAUAUUGUGAAAGUAACUUAUCACAAAAUGCUAUAGCUUAG